Messenger RNA from Xiphophorus couchianus (Monterrey platyfish), 6354 nucleotides. It is a transcript of the gene adcy3b, whose product is annotated as adenylate cyclase 3b. Gene Ontology annotation, biological process: cAMP biosynthetic process; adenylate cyclase-activating G protein-coupled receptor signaling pathway; intracellular signal transduction. The record is from RefSeq and is a predicted model, not a curated record. Gene Ontology annotation, molecular function: adenylate cyclase activity. The transcript has 21 exons. NCBI's taxonomy places the organism in Eukaryota, Metazoa, Chordata, Actinopteri, Cyprinodontiformes, Poeciliidae. Bases 2410 to 5697 code for a protein of 1095 amino acids. Gene Ontology annotation, cellular component: plasma membrane.
UCCUUUCUAAGCACGUUAUUUUUAUAUUAACAAAGAAAAUAGUUUAUUGUGUUCAUUGAUAUAAAUGUGGGCAACAGUGAGGCUGUCACAUGGUAAAGACGCAGGAGCUGGUAUCUUUUUUCUGAUUGGCUCCUCUCAACGUGAGGUCGUCUGACGCCUAACCGUGAACAGGAAGAGCUUGUAAUGUCAGUGAGGUGCACACCGCUCAGGGAGAAAUGGCAGAAACAAGCCUGGGUGCCUUCCGUGUGGUGAAGACCCUCCUCGGAGGUACAACAGCUGGUUUUGUGUUCGGACAAGCUGCCUCAUAUGCAGUCAAGCCCUCUCUGACUGAAGACGUCACUCUGCUGAACGCUGCCACUCGAGCUGCUGGACGUGCUGGUUCAACCGGUGUAGCGGUCGUGGCAGCAUGCCUCAUGUUUACAUCAGCACUCCUUUCUCUUGGACUGGGUUUCCUCCUCAGUGCCAUGGUGCUGAAGCUGCUCAAUAAAGCAGGUGUGACCCUGCCUUGGUUGAUAGGAGCCAUGUCCGGGGCAUCAGUCGCAUUGGGUGCAGUCGUCACCGGAGGGUUGGAGGGUAUCAUACCACCUUGGAUCUACAUCAUGGUUCAGGGCACUCUGGUUCUUAUCGUGUACUCAUACUCCAACAUCAAUGACAUGACAACAGCUCUGUUAAUCAUCUUCACCACUCUGUACGCCAGUGUUAUAUUUGGACGAUUGGGCGCCAUUCUUGGGUUCUUCUGUAUGGGACUGAGCAUUAUCGUUCUCUUUGCUCUACGACGAACUCUAACAGCAAGGUCACCACCAAAACCAGAAUCUAAAACCAGGUGCAAAUUGUUGGAGAGGAUCUUCUUCUACUCUGUUUUUGUGGCAAUUUGGGGGUUUUUUGUUGGUUUGGGUUCAGGUGGGGCAGAAGAAGGCACAAAAACACAAGUGAUUUUAAUGCUACAAUCAGUCCUUUGGGUGGGAUUUCUGUCUGUGGGACUGUUGGGGGCUGGCCUGGGAACUGUGGCCACGGUUGGACUGGGGCCAGAGGUGGCUGGAAAGGUUGGUGUGGGAGCUGUGGUAGUAACAUCAAUAGCUUUGAAAGCUGUUGUACUUUUGAGCUCUGCUCUAGGACUGAGAAGCUGCUCCGGAGCAGCUUUAGGAGCAACUACAGCUGCAGGAGUGUCACUGGGUGCUGCGAGUGUUGCAGCAAAGCAAACAUUUAGGUCUAGGAAUUCAACAUUGGUACUUUUAGGUUCCGUUAUCUUGGGUGUACUUGUAGCCCUCAAGGUUCCAGGACUGACAUCAACACAGCUGACAACAUCUGAACUGAUAACAGUGACAUUCACUGCAGUAGGGGCAUUCAUCUUGGGUGCACCAAAGAGCCCAUUCCACACUAAGGUGAAUCUACAGCAGGGGCUUCUCACAGGAAUGGAGCUAAUUAAAGGAAUCGGCAUGGAGACGGUCACUGCAGCAGCGGCGCCUAUUGGAGCCGGAGCUCUGGGGGCCGCAGCAUUAGGCACGGCAGCUCUGGGGACGCUGGGGACCGUAGGAGUUCUGGUGGCUAUAGUGCUGGCUUUGGGAAGCGCUCUCAGUGGUAUGCUAGGAAAAUCACCAUCAACAACCAACACACACAGAGACUGAAUGACAACUGAGUUUACAUCUGUUUCUACAACUGGAGUCAAACUCCAGCAUGUUGCUGCUGCUGGUGUUUUUCCAACAAAGAGGAAUGAUAAUAUUUUUUGUUUUGUGUAGAUAUUUUGUAUUUGUGUCUCAUAAGAACCAUAUAGUUUUGUCCACCAGUAAACAUUGGUAUUUGUGUCCUUUUCAGGACUUAAAUUAUUUUCUGUAACAUGAUGGAGAAUUAAUAAAAACCCUUUUUUUUGUCAUAUGGCUUAAUGAGACCCCCUCUUCUGUCUUUUUCUCACUUCUGCGCACAUCACAUUUCCCAAGACAUGACUGUGAGACUUUAGUGUCAUCUUAACAACAGUACCAGAGGAUUAGCUGUUUACCAGUGGGAGAUGUUAGGGGUGGGAGGUAACACAGGACUUAUCGGAGCACAGAAGAGCACCAGAGAAGUGAUUCUGGUUUUUAGAUACAACCUUGUAAUGCCGUUUAACCAUUUUGAACAUGCAUUACUUUCACAUUGGUAGCUGCACAUGGCUCCUUUCUACUGCAAAUUCAACAGGAUUUGGAUUCUGCAGGCCAUAUUUUCACUAUGAAGUUUUAGCUUGUGAAGAACAAGAAUAAUCAAAUGAACCUAAAUGUCAUAAAAGGUAAGAACCUUUCAUGAUGCGUUUAUAUUCACCCAGGGACUGAUUUUUUUUUUUUUCUUUUCAUACAUUUGAUGGAAACUUUUGCAUCUUUUCAAAGGAUUUUACAAUACAUUUGGGAAUACCGUCGGAGAAACCAAAUGGAUUACCUUUAAAUGAACAGCAUGUCUGUGGACCGUGUCAAUACAACAAACACAGAGCACUCCACCGAGUGCUCUGCAGAGUAUUCAGGACCGGCUCCCAGUGAUCCGAGCCAUACCCGGGAUGUGGCUGUCCUCCAGUCUGGCUGCUGCCGCUGCCUGCCCCGGUCAUUGCGACUUACCUUUACCCCUAGGUCCUUGGAGAGCCUUUACCAGAACUACUUUCGUAGGCAGAGAGAAGAGAACCUGCUGGUCUUGGUGUUAUUUGCAGCCCUCUUCAACAGCUUCAUUAUCAUUAUGUGUGCGGUGGUGUACACCGAGGACAAGCUGGCCAUGGUGGUGGUCGCCGUUGUGGGGCUGGCAGUGGAUGUAGUUCUCUACCUGCUCUGCUGGUUCCAAAAACUCCCUACAUCCCCUAUGGCAAGAAGAGCGGUGCCAUAUGUGCUGUGGCUGAUGGUCACCAUCCAUGUCUUAUGUUAUAUGGGACUGAACUUCAAGCGAUUCUCUGAUGCAAGCGACUCUGUGGGCUGGCAGGCUUUCUUCAGUUUCUCCAGCUUUUUGACUUUACCGCUGAAUUUGGUGCCCCUUGUCCUCCUCGCAACGCUCUCCUCUGGGAUACACACCCUGACACUGGGGGUCACCGUGGCUCAAAGGUUUGGGGAUAAUCUUCAAGGGGCCAUGCUGGUGAGACAGCUGCUGGCCAAUGUGAUGCUGUACCUGUGUGCAGCCAUGGUGGGUGUGAUGUCAUUUUACAUGGCCGACAGGAAGUACAGAACAGCGUUUUUGGAAGCUCGUCAGUCUCUGCAGGUUAAACUGACUCUGGAGGACCAGAGCACCCAGCAGGAGGAACUGUUGCUCUCCAUCCUGCCAAAGCAUAUUGCAGAUGAGAUGCUGCAGGGCAUGAAGAACCAGGCCAAUCAGAACGAGGUCCAGCAGCAGCAGCAGUUCAACACCAUGUACAUGUACCGCCAUGAAAACGUCAGUAUACUGUUUGCAGACAUUGUGGGCUUCACCCAGUUAUCCUCAGCCUGUAGUGCACAAGAGCUGGUAAAGCUGCUCAAUGAACUGUUUGCCCGCUUCGAUAAACUGGCCUCACAACAUCACCAACUGAGAAUUAAGAUUCUUGGAGACUGUUACUACUGCAUCUGUGGUCUGCCAGACUUCAGGGAAGACCAUGCUGUUUGCUCUAUAAUGAUGGGCCUUUCAAUGGUGGAAGCUAUUUCGUAUGUGCGUGAAAAGACAAAAACCGACGUGGACAUGCGCGUGGGUGUUCACACAGGCACUGUGCUCGGUGGCGUCCUCGGUCAGAAGCGUUGGCAGUUUGAUGUUUGGUCAACAGAUGUCACUGUGGCCAAUAAGAUGGAGUCUGGAGGAAUCCCUGGGAGAGUGCACAUUUCCCAGAGCACUAAGGACAGUCUGCAUGGGGAAUUUGAGGUUGAGCCUGGAAAUGGAGCAGAGAGGUGUGAGUACCUGCUGGAGAAAGGAAUUGACACUUACCUGGUUCUCAAACCCAAAGAGGAAGCAAAUGGACUCAAUGGAACCACACCUGGGACACUGACCAGCAGAAAUUCAAAUCAGGUGAUCAAUACAACAAUAACCAAUGGGAGCACAGUCUCCCCUCAGUCAAUGCUGACUAGCCCUAAACAGGAGAGAAAUAAAAUGGCUGAUGAACAAGCUAUCAACAGACGACUGCAGCAGGAACUUCUGGACAGAGAGUCUCAGCAAAUAAUGAAGGAUCAAAUCAAUCCCGUUUCACUGCGGUUUGUGGAUGGAAAGUUGGAGGAGCACUACUCCUCAGAGAAGGAGAAGAGAAGUGGUGCGGCCUUCAGCUGCUGUGUCAUUGUGCUCUUUUUCAUCACAGCAAUGGAAGUGUUUAUUGACCCGUUGUUGGUUGUGAACUACGUGACUCUCGCUGUUGGGCAGCUGUUGUUGCUUAUUCUCACAGUUUGCUCCCUAGCUGCAAUCUUUCCUAGGAUGUUCUCUAAAAGGUUGGUUUCCUUCUCAAUGUGGAUCGACCGCACGCGGUGGGCUCGGAACACGUGGGCCAUGGCAGCCAUAUUUGUUCUAACCAUGGCCGUAAUAGCCGACAUGCUAAGUUGUGUCCCACCUUCACUGAGGCUCUUUAACAGUACCUUUGGCCCGAUGCUGGAGUCUCUUGGCGACCGAGGCUGUGCAGAAAAUCCAAAGUAUUACAGCUUCAUGGCUGUGAUGUCACUCAUCGCAACCGCCAUGUUGGUUCAGGUCAGCCACCUGAUCAAACUGGGCCUCAUGGUGUUAGUUGUCACAGCAACAGGAGCAGUAAAUAUCUACAGCUGGAGUGACCUAUACGACUUGUAUGAUUUUAUACAGUUUGCCUCCUACAGAACAUCCAUAGUGCCAUCAAAGUAUCUCAUGACAAUGAUGAUUAUUAUCAUGAUGAUAAGCUUUUACUUCUUUGCUCGCCAUCUGGAGCGUCAGUCGAGGAAGCUGUUCUUGUGGAAGAUUGGGGUUCAUGACCAGAAGGAGAGGGUGUUCGAGAUGAGGCGCUGGAACGAGGCACUGGUGACCAACAUGCUGCCAGAGCAUGUGGCCAAACACUUUCUGGGUACUAAAAUGAGAGAUGAGGAGCUGUACAGUCAGUCUUAUGAUGAAAUUGGUGUGAUGUUUGCCUCCAUUCCAAACUUUUCUGAUUUCUACACUGAAGAGGGCAUCAACAACGGAGGCAUCGAGUGUCUCAGGAUCCUCAAUGAAAUCAUUUCCGAUUUUGACAGUUUAUUGGACCGAGAUGAGUUCAGGUGUAUCACAAAGAUCAAGACGAUAGGAAGCACAUACAUGGCUGCCUCUGGACUAACGCCCGAAAGCAACACCAACGGAUAUGGCAGCCGAAAGCCAGAAGACCAGUCGCUCAUUGAACGCUGGCAGCACCUGUCUGGGCUGGCAGAUUUUGCCCUGGCCAUGAAGGUCACUCUUGAUAACCUCAACAAGCAAUCCUUCAACAACUUCAUGCUACGGAUUGGUUUGAAUAAAGGAGCUGUUCUGGCUGGAGUAAUUGGAGCCCGUAAACCUCACUAUGACAUCUGGGGUAACACAGUCAAUGUGGCCAGUAGAAUGGAGUCAACUGGAGUGAUGGGCAACAUCCAGGUGGUGGAGGACUGCUAUGACAUCCUGAAGGAAUAUGGCUUCCGCUUCAUUCGAAGAGGGCCCAUAUUUGUCAAGGGAAAAGGAGAGCUGCUUACCUUUUUCAUGAAAGGGAAAGACAAGUCUAGAGGCAAAGCAGGUCCGGGAACAACUGCUCUUCCGCACCAAGUAGAGGACCUUUCCUGACUUUUUUCACCUGCAUAUUUCAAUUAACAUGCAAACCGAUUUCAGGGCAAUAAUAGCUUUGCUCCACUUUUCUUGUACACAGUUGUUUUUCAGCAUGUUUUUAUAAACUCUGCCACUCAUGUUAGCAGCAAAAAAGUACAGAAACCAAUAAAUUCAAAUGCCACUGCACAAUAAUCAUGACUAUUAAAAAACUGCAUUAAAUUUUUGCAAAGUAAUGCAAUAGGUCCCACACUGAUGACAUCAGAACAAACAAACCUAUGGUCUUUUCUAAAUAGUGCCAAGAAACAUAGGUGACAUUCUCAAAUAAAAGAAACACUUUUCCAUUUUCUUUGUGUAAAUGUAGCAUGUAGAAUCCGUUUGGAAACAUCAAUUGAUGCAGGAAUGAAUUUUUUUUGUUAGGUGAACACAGAGCUUGCCUUACUCUCACCAAUGACAUAAAUGCCUAAUUAUUAUUUUUUUAUUUGUUGAUAUUAAGGAGCGUGAUGUCAUCAUACUCCACAUUUAAGUAAAACACAAAGAUAUCUAAGAAUGCCGCAAGAGUCAGAAUGUAAAUCUGUGUUUAUAAUUUUAUGGAUGUAUGUAACAAACAUGUAGCAUACUUUGUUUUACCUUGUGGUUAAUUACAUUGCAUUUACACUUUUAAUAAAUUAUAUUUAG